Stegastes partitus (bicolor damselfish) is the source of this 3841-nucleotide messenger RNA. RefSeq names its product chromobox homolog 2 (Drosophila Pc class) (gene cbx2). NCBI's taxonomy places the organism in Eukaryota, Metazoa, Chordata, Actinopteri, Pomacentridae. Bases 1 to 1602 code for a protein of 533 amino acids. The record is from RefSeq and is a predicted model, not a curated record. Gene Ontology annotation, cellular component: heterochromatin; PRC1 complex. The transcript has 5 exons. Gene Ontology annotation, biological process: negative regulation of transcription by RNA polymerase II.
AUGGAGGAGCUGAGCGCCGUGGGAGAGCAGGUUUUUGAUGCGGAAUGCAUUUUAAACAAACGCCUGAGAAAGGGAAAGUUGGAGUUUCUGGUGAAGUGGAGGGGAUGGUCAUCCAAACACAACAGCUGGGAGCCCCAAGAAAACAUCCUUGACCCCAGACUGUUGGCUGCGUUCAACAAGAAAGAGCAAGAAAAGGAGCUUCUGAUGCGGAAAAGAGGAAAAAGGCCCAGAGGACGACCACGGAAAAUCCUCGAUAACGUUCCUGAAGCUGCAAAGUCAAGCAGCUCUUCAUCUGGCUCCUCAUCAUCGUCCUCCGAUUCCUCAUCGUCGUGCUCGUCCUCUUCAUCCUCAUCAGAGGACGAAGAUGAUGACAGCCACGUCAAACAGGCAAACCCGAGUGUCAGAGCAAGAGAGCUGCAUCCCGUCCCUCAGAAGAAGGCCCAGAUCGUCAUGGCGAAACAGGAGCCCCCAAAGAAACGAAGCAGGAAGCCUCUGCCCCCCGAGAUGAAGGAAUUUCCACAGAACAAGGGCUCUCGCAAAAUCCUGAAGACGACCAAAGAUGCAGAUCUUCCAGGAGCCAUCAAAAAGCCUGUUCACCCGGCGAGCUUCACCUUCAUGGGUUUCCAUCGGGGCUCGGCCCGGGAUGCAGUCAGUGGUCAGAACAGGAGCUCUCUGGCCCAGGGUGGGGCUGUUAAAAACUCCAUGAGCCCCGUGGGAUCCGGCAGGUCGUCGGUCCAACCUGCCUCGGCCUCCAUGAACAAAUCCAGCCAGAGCAGAAAUGUCACUGACGGUAAACUGUCCAUCUCCAACAUGAGCAGCGGGACAAGCUUGGAUUUGAAAGCAGCUGCUAGUAAAUCAAAAGGGGUAGCAGCGUUGAAUUUGAAUACAUCCAAACACCCGGUUCAAGGGACCACUCAGCAUACACUAAGCUCCCCCAAUGGACAAAAGAAACCCCAGGCCCCUGUGCCGACAGUGCAGCGGAUACCUAAUGCUAAACCUUCCUUACCAUCUAAGAAUGCCUCCUCCAAUCAAGGUUCUGGUCUUCAGCUGCUCAACCUCCAGAAUAAAGUGGCGCAGACCAACGAUGCUCCUGGAAAUGGUACCACACCAACAUCAGGCCCGAGGAAUGCAACAAACCCAGCGAGGAAAACCACUGUGACACAAAGCCAGGAGUGUAAUCCUCCUAAGAGUCCGGCGACCCCUGGAAGACCGCCGGCUAGAAAAACACAGCCUGGUGCAGACAAGGUCAGGGAGGUGAAUGAAAUCCAGUCCUCCAGAGUCCAGGGCAGGCUGGAGAAGAGCAGUGUGCAUAAAUCCUCCGCAGAGGUCCAGAGCCAGCACGAGAGAUCAGCCUCCAAAGACGGCAAGAAGGCCAAAAUGAACGACAUGAGCACGGGAGAGGAGGAGAGCAGCUCAGACUCUGACCAGGAUUCUUCGUACGCCGGACAAGGUCGCUCGGUCACGGUCCAGAACCAGGACUGGAAGCCAACGCGUAGUCUGAUUGAACACGUGUUUGUAACGGAUGUCACUGCUAAUCUGGUUACCGUCACAGUCAAAGAGUCGCCAACCAGCGUGGGCUUCUUCAGCAUUCGUAACUACUGACAGGACAAACAGCAGAUCUGAACUAGAUGAACAUUUGACUGGAGAAACAUCAGGGAAGAAAUUCCUUCUUCUUCUUCUUCUUUUAGUCAACACCAAUUCUAAAUACGUGAAAUACCGAAAGCCAGUUAUUGAUUGUAAUUAUUUAUUUGCUCAUGUCUAAAAAAAUUGCAUUCUGGCCCGAUAAUCUCAAAGAUACAAAUGUAGUUCCAGUGAGUUCAAAACUGCAUUAUUACCGGAGAAAAAUAACUUAUUCUUCAUAUUCACAAUUUAAACAUCAUGUCAAAACUCUAGCGUCUCAUGUAUCUUUGCGAAAUAUUUGCAUUUAUACAUUCACGCUGAUCUUUGUUUGAUUCGUUUCUCUGUUGAUGAGAUUAUCUACUUUGUUAUUAUACAGCAUCGCAGAUAGAAGGAAUGUCUAAAUGAAGAAAUUAUGAGAGGUAGGCGUGAGCAGAAGGGCGAGCUUCUUUUAUGGAUAGCAGACAUUUAGUGCAUUAUAAUCUGUUAAUGUUGUGAAUCCUAAUAGCUACCAUAAGCCAGUUUUAAAUUCUUUGUAGUAUUGAGUCCAUAGUAUUGUUUAUUUUUUUAAUGUUUCAUAAAUUAGCUACCUCUGUUUUUUCAGCGUGUGCUGCAUAUGUAUAUUCAUUUCUUAUGGGUUAGGAAAACCUUUCCCUCCAGGGUAUACUAUCAUUGUGUCCACAUAAUUGUUUUUAUAUAAAUGUAUUGGGACUUUUCAUGCUGUGUAAACUUGUGUUAGUACCAGUGUCCAACUCAAGCUGCAGACAACAGCUUCAUUUCUGUGUACUGAAAACCCAUCAGGAGUGUCUCCGAGCUCCACGCAGUGUUGAACUGUGCGCGCCGCUAUCGCCUCAAAAAGAAGAUUCAUUCCACAGUGCAGCCAGUUUAUCAGCGCAGUUUUCCAAACGGGCUGAAGCAUGUGGGGAGUCAGAUACAGUAUCUCUGUUCCCCCUCGCCGCUCAGAUAAGACUCGGCCCUGACUGAGGUUUGCUGUUCCGCCUUUGCAUCAGUUCUGUCCUUCAACGAGAUAUUCACGAGCAACUUUUUUCGGCUGUAAUUAAUACAGAGAAAAACCAGAAAGUGAGCGUAAACGUGGCAGGAAGAUUAUGAACAGGACACCUGGUGAGGCUUCUCCCUCAGUUCGCCACCGCCCUCCCACAAGUCUUUCGCUGCUUUGAAACCACAAUGGGAAGGGCUGGGUGUGGACGAACAAUACUCGACAAUAAAUGGCUCAGUAUUGUUAAACGCCAGAAUAUCAGACAUCAUCAUAUCCGUACUGGUGUUUUAAAAUGUCUAGAACCGACGUACCAGAUUUGUUUUUGUUGGUAUUAUGUUGUUACUUGCAGCUGUGGACGUUUCAUUUCACCCCGCAUGCAUGGGUUCAGGAGCUGCAGGCUCGGCCUCUCAGACAAAAAGAAAGGAAAAAAAAAAAAAGGUCUUUAUCUGAUGUAACGGAAAAGAAACCGCAACAAUGUGCGCUACUUUCUGCUCCCUUGAGAGGAGUUCAGCAACAAAGCACUUCAACUGAACUCUUCUGUCUAAUCCUGCUCUGCAGACUGUGCCUUUCUUUCUCUCAAAGACUAAACACAAAGGCAUUACCCCAAAGAUAGCUAGAAUUUCAGGUUGUUCAAUAAAGGAGUAUCCCUAGAGCAUAGCAUGGAGACUGUACCGUUUUUUUUUUUAUUUCCUUGUCUGGAUUGUUUUGAAACGGGAGGGGAAAAGCCCGGCUGGAAGACUUAUCAUAAAUGUAUGGAACAGACAAAUACUGGAUGCUUAUUGAAACCAUAAGAGUGGUUUAGGUCCAAUGUGCAGAAGUAGUUUCCAUUCAGGAACUCAUAUUACAUGUGCCACAGGUAGGUAUAGCUCCAGCAUACUGUACAUGUCUCUCAGAGUCAAGGAAAUCCACCAGACAAUAGGUUAAAGAUUAGUCUAGGGUUAAUCAAGAUGUCUUUUACCACUACUAUGUGAUAGGCUAUGGGGUAAUGCAAAAAUGUUUGUGAUGUUUUUUGUACACUUUUUUUUUUUUUUUUGAUGAAAAGAAAGCACCUGGCAUAAACAUGUUUCCAGUUGUGGUCUUCUUCUUAGGUCUACUAACCAUCUCAAAGAAAUGUUUUUGUCAUUACAAACUAUUUAUUUCAAAUGUAAAGCCUUUCAGGAAUAGGACUGUGACACCAAUCUUUGCAUUGUGCCACUUGUCAAAUUGACUAAUAAAUGGUACAACUUA